Messenger RNA from Alosa sapidissima (American shad), 2048 nucleotides. RefSeq names its product ST6 beta-galactosamide alpha-2,6-sialyltranferase 2b (gene st6gal2b). Bases 369 to 1553 code for a protein of 394 amino acids. The record is from RefSeq and is a predicted model, not a curated record. Lineage: Eukaryota; Metazoa; Chordata; Actinopteri; Clupeiformes; Clupeidae. Gene Ontology annotation, molecular function: sialyltransferase activity. The transcript is spliced from 6 exons.
GGCUAAGCCUUAAUUGAAAAGCAAAGGCACAGUGCGCGUGUUCAUAUCAUCUAUCUCGGCUACUUUAAGUUUAGCAUUAGGCUGAGCCUCCUCAUGACGCCUUACUGGAGCUCAGAUAGUUGGCAGCGCAGCGAAGCGAGCAGCGAAGAGUCCACAACGGAGAGUAUAGAGCGACUUUAAUGUAUGACGAAAGACAGGUGUAAGUUGUAGGCCUAGCCUAUACACAACCGUCGGUGCGACAUAAUCACAGAUGCGACAUAAUCACAGAUAGUCCUGCGGGAGUGGGGACAGCAUUGAAUGUGGAUCUUGCAGCGGUGAAAAAGUUCGUUUUUACGCCAGGUGUUCAAUAGGACCUGUACGAGUCCAUCAUGAGGUAUUGGAAGCUACUGGGAAUGUUGGCUGUUGUACUGUUCUCCCUGAUCUUCAUCUCGCUCAGGCAGUUAGAGGAAGACUGUAGCACCAUCAUCUCUCUCAACCACACGGCGAAGGAGAGAGAUGUGCGGCUGGAGUUUCGGCGCGCGCUCCGCCAGAGGCAAUGGAAGCAGAGGGUGGAGCGCAUGUGGCCCAUGGACGAUUUCACGGCGGCGAGGGCGGUGGCGAGGCAGCUGCGUCGGGGAAGGGUGUCGGAGCUGAUGCUCAGCUACCGCCUACGUGGCGUGAUGAAACACUACAUCAACAACAACAAGUACCGCGUGGCCUUCCGUGGCCACCGUGUGCUGGUCAGAUCCAGGCGUGAGCUGCUGUGUCGUUUGAAGAGCCAGAUGUUUGGGUUGACGCUGGACGGGAGGGAGCCGCCGUUCUCCGUUCGCGGUUGGGAGAGGCUCAUGCCACGCAGGAGUCUGGAGGAGCUGUACGGGGCACGCCUGAAUACCUGUGCUGUGGUCGCCUCCGCUGGAUCCAUCCUCCACUCUGGCCUGGGAGAGGAGAUCGAUGGCCAUGACGCAGUGUUGCGCUUUAAUGCGGCUCCAACAGAGGGGUUUGAAAACGAUGUGGGCACAAAAACCACCAUCCGCCUCUUGAAUUCCCAGAUUAUGGCCCAACCGAGACAUGAGUUCAAUACCAGUGCACUCUACAGGAACAUCACUCUGCUAGCGUGGGACCCUUCACCAUACAAUGUAGACUUGCAGAGGUGGUACGAAGAGCCCGACUCCGACCUGUUUACCCCAUAUGUAGAGCGGCGGCAGCUCAACCCCAGCGAGCCGUUCUACAUCCUCCACCCAGGCUACAUUUGGAGACUGUGGGAUUUGAUCCAGGGGAACACCAUAGAGGACAUCCAGCCCAAUCCCCCCUCGUCUGGCUUCAUAGGCAUCAUGGUGAUGAUGGGCUUAUGUGAGACAGUCAAUGUGUACGAGUACAUCCCGUCGCAGCGGCAGACAGAUCAGUGCCACUACUAUGAGGAUUACCAGGACAACGCCUGUACCCUGGGCGCAUACCACCCGCUGAUCUACGAGAAGGUGCUCGUCCGACGUAUGAGCCGCACCUCGGAGAGAAUGAUCAAGGUCAAAGGUCAGCUCACUCUCCAGGGGCUUAGGAAAAUCCAGUGCAGACUGUAAGGCCCGUCUUUUGCCCAAACCUUAUGCAUUUCUAAAGAAUGCCUUUUGCAGUCAAUUUACAUGUGUGGAUGCCUGUGUUUGAUCUGUAUUGUCUUAGCUGGCCAUGGCCAAAGAUCCCCAACACCCGCUCAUGCAUAAAGUGACCAUUUGCUCCUUGUUCUGGCCCCUCUACUGAGAGAUAACUCAGUCCUGGGCCUACUUGAUGUCUUGUGGUGAAAUAGGCCAACCUCAUUAUCAUACAGUAUUGCUCUGUAAAUAUGUGUUGUGAAUAAUACAUUCAUGUUUGGUCUUGAAUACUUAUAAUGUGGGCAACAGUCUGAUUAUGGUUUUGGUACAAUUGAAUGUAUCUGUGCAUAGUUGUACAUUAAGAAUUAAACUGUAGCAUAAAGUUAUGAUAUCCACCUGGGCCACACCCAUCCACCUCAGACAACAAAGGCUCUGAUGAGUCAGGGGUGGCCCAAGUGAAUGAUAAAAGUGGAGGCUCUGGUCCUCCGG